UGCUCCGACCACUGUCUGCCUCGCCAGGGGAGGGUGGGCAGGUGGCUUCUUUCCACCAGCAGCCCCCAGUACUGGCACAAGGUCACAGAGACUGGUGCCAGCACCUGCUCGCUGAGGGUAAACAGACAUCCCAGGCAUCCAUCUCCAGUGGGAAGGACCCCGGAAGUGGCAGAGAGGGCAGGACCGCAGGGCCAGUUGGUCUCACAGUAGCCGAGGGCCCCAGAGAGCAAAGGAGGCUUCUCUAUAGGGGGUUGGGCUCCCCCCACCUCUGACCCUUCCACCCCCUCUCCCGGAGCUGCACAUGGCGGAGGUGGGCUGGGCCCUGGGCAGCCUGGACUGUGGCCCCUGACUAGGAGCUGCCCCAGGAGCCGCUGCCCCUCCCCAGGGCCCUCCGAGGCGGUGCCUGUCCGCCUGUGGCCAUGUUGCUCUGCAGAACAGGCAGCAGCUGUGGGUGCUCAUGGCGGUCUGGCUUUCCCUCCUGCUUUGGGGGUAGGGAUGGGACCUCUGGGGACAGUUCUGCUGGAAUAGGUCCUGGAGGCACUGAGUGGACAGAAAUGCCUGUGGAGGCCUGGGGUCCCCCGAAUGGGGCCCAGGCCAGGCAUCACCAGCCAGCGGGGCGGCACCUCAGGGGGUAUCCUCCUGUCACUAAGGUGUUAGUGGAGGCCACGGGGCAGGGUGGGGGUGGGUCCCAAGCACAGCAGCCCCAAGCCUGGACCCUGGCGCUGCAUGCACCCCUCUGAACCAGCCACCACCCCCAGUCGCUGCUCCUCCACGCCCACAACCAGAGGCCGACCUUGGCCGCCCAGAGGAAGCCUGGUGCCUGGUGCCCUGCCCUGCAGCCCCCAGAUCCUGGCCCCAUCCUGGAGCCCCUCAUGGUCACAGAAGGGGGCUGGCGUGUGCAUACCUGCCUGUCCACCGCAGUGUUCUGUAGCUGGAAUCAAGCCGGCACCUCACCCACAGCAGGAACCCCCGGCCAGGCUCUCCCUGCCCUGCCCGCCCCUGCCCACGUGCUGGCUCCAGUGUGUGGCUUGUUUGCUCCAUGGAAUUAAAUCCCCGCCUGUGGCCGCUCUGCCCUUCCUCAUGGCCCUCUGGCCCCACGUCAGGCCAGAGGGUCCUGGCUCCCUCCGCUGGUCAGCGCGGGCCAUGGUUGUUUCCAGGCCCCGGGUGUCCCCCUGGCCCUUGCACCAGAGAGCGAGAGGGAGGGGGCAGUCACACCUCUCGCCAAGGUUGUCGAAGGAACGAAAUGCGGUGCCUACCUCUCGAGCUCCGGGAAGAGGUGGGCCGUGAGUGUGGGCUCGGAGCGGACCCACACAGGCCUCCCUGGCCGGUGGGCGUUUCCUUGGGGUGGUGGAGGGGACUCAGGCCGGGAGCUGGGAGUCAGGCGUGGGCCCAGCCUAGGUUUCCACGCGCUGGCGCUGUCAGUGUUUGGGUGCGACUGUAACUUCCCGGAGCCUCAGUUUUCUCCUCUCUGAAGUGGGCACGAUGGUACCCUGAGCAGGCUGGUCAGAGGGCCUUGGGAGGGGUGCGUGUGCAUGUCCAUGCUGUGUGGGUACAGCUGGGUUCUCGGCCAGCCCCUGGUCUGUCCUCAGGCUGCAGGCAGGGCACGGAGAAGGGCUCCGGAAGCCAGAGCUGGAGCUGCAGAGGGCGGCGGCCCGGGUGCAGGACUUAAAUGGGUGAAGCCCAAAUGCAGCCUCAGGGAUCUGGAACUGCCUCCCCGAGCACUGGUGGCCCAGAGGGAGGCCUCAGGGAUCUGCGGGUGAUGCUGGAGGGGGCAGGUCCUCCUUCCCCCAGGUCCCCUGACUGCGAGGGAAGGGCCCGGGCGCACUGGUGACGGAGAGCAGUCUCCGAGCUGCCACGGGGCUCAGUGUCCUCGUGUGCAGAAUGGUUCCUUCGGUGACACUCCCGACACCUGCUACUGUCUCCUAGGGGUGGGGGGCUACUGUGGUUUUGACUCCAGUAACUGACAGCUUUUGUAGAUUUGGAAAUUCGAGUCCAAGACCCUUUCUAGCCCUGCCGGUCUGUCUGGUCCUCUCUCCAGCCACACAGACCCGCCGUCAAGGAUGAGGGCACUAGGCAGUGGGAGAGGCCCACCCAGGGCCCCACCUGCCCCCUCCUCUGCUGCUAAGUCGAGUACAUCGUGCCAGGUGGCCCCCCGGCAGCUAGCUCUGUGGCCAAAGGUGGGGGGUGACCUGCAGGAGGGCCACCCCCAGGACUGGCACCCUUGGGGAGGCUGAAGGCUGGUUGUCCUGCCCACCCGCGGCCUGUGCGGCCCAGAGGGGCAGGUGGGCCAUGGGCCUGGGGCCUGUGGCCUUCCAGGCCCUGGACCCAGCCAGCAGCAGCGGGAGACGCUGGGGCGCACACGUGUGCAGGCGGAGGCAGGAGGGGAGCCUGCUGAGCGCAGCGGGUUGCCAUGGCAACCGCGCAUCCUUGGGGGCUUCUGCGGCUUCCUGAGGGUGCAGCUGCCGUCAGGGCCGAGUUAGGGAGUGCUGUGUGCUCUGGGUGGGAGAGCCUGGUGGGGGCCUACCCUGGGGUGGAGUGGUGGCACACACACACACUCACACGCAGGCACCCCUGAAGCCUUGCCUGACCCCAGGGAAGGUAUAUCUCCCAGUCCCAUGGGAGUGGGGGACGCAGCAGGGUUCCAGGGUCUCCAGGGGCAGGCUGAGCGGGUUUCCCCUGCUCUCCUGGCCCUCGGCCCCUGCUGGCCCCCCCAAUAGCGGGCCUCUCUUCUCCACGUGUGGGUGUCAGGAACAGGCUCAGAGACCAGGCUGUUGGGCUCACACUGCCUCCAGGAAGCCCUCUCAGAUACCCCAUUAGCUGGCAGCCCUGGCUUCCCGUGGGGGCGCAGAAGACUCCGGAGCACAAGCACAUUAGUCAGAGGUCAGCUGUGCCCCCCGGGGCAGGUGCCUCCCCAUUGCUGAGCCUCUGUUUCCUCCUGUCCAGGGGAGACAGGUGUGGCAGCACCUCGGUGGCCAGUUAGGACCCAGUGAGGUGCUGCUGAGACCUGCUCUGCCCUGAGGGACCUGUGAUGACAGGUGUGCUGGGGCGGGGCGUGACUGGGUCCUGAGGCAUUCAGCCACUGGGAGCUGAGGGGUUGGGGUGCUAAGUGGGCAGAGGGGCUGGGCGCAGGUGGGAAACCUCCAGGGGCUGAAUGGAAGGCAAAGUCCUCAGGGAAGGGGUGUGCACUGGAGCCAGGCUCGUGCGACAGGAGGGCAGAAUGGGGUGGAGCUGCCAGCCCAGCGUGCUGUCCGGUUGGGACCCACCAUGCUGUCCUGUGGGCGUCAGAUGGGCCGAGCGUCCCCAAAGCCCUCGCUCUCCAGGGGACGGGGGCAGCUCGGAGCCCUAGUUUGUGUUUGGGGGCAUGUGCUGCCUGGGCACCAGCUUCCCCAUCUGGUGCGGGGCAGCCGUGAGGUGGGGGCUCCCAUGGACCAGGUGCUGUAGAGGGGGGUUCCCAUUGUCCUCAGGAUGGAAACAGCAGCAGGGGGUCUUCGGUGGGCGCUCAGCAAGAGGGUGACUCGGAAAUGCCGGGCUGUGUGGAUGGACUCUGCUGCCUGACCUUGGGGACAGCGGGGUCCCCAGGCCUUGGAGGUAGACAGGUCUUGUAUCUCCUGGCCCCGACCCCUAGCUGCCUGGAGCCUGGCACGUGGCCAGCAGGCGAGUCCGCAAUCCCACUUAGUGGGGCCUGAGUCCCCCUCCCGACCCAACCCCGGUGUCUCCCAGCCCCUCCCAGCGCUGUCCCAUAGCUUUGGCAAUGAUGACAGCCCCUAGGGCAUGCUCUGGAGGGGUGAGGUGGUCAGUCUGAGAUAUGUGGGAGGAGGUCCCCGUAGCCCUGAGACCCUGACCUCAUGGAGGGGUGUCCAGGAGCCCCCAGAAGUGGGAGUCAAGCUGGCCUUGGCAGCUCUGCCAGCCCCGUGGCCCCUGGAGAGGCCAGUGCAGCACCCAGGCUUGGGCUGCCAUGGCCGCCCGCCCCGUGUGUCCACCUGCCCCGGGCCUGGUGGCUGUGCCUCCGAGUGUGGAGUCCUGGAGCAAUGGUCAGGGUGCAAAGGCUCAGACCGCAACGGCGCCCCACUCAGCGAGCUCUCCUGGUCGUCCUCUCUGUCCGUGGUGGCGGUGUCCUUCUCUGGGCUCUUCACGGUCAUCGCCUUCAUGCUGGCCUGCCUGUGCUGUAAGAAGGGCGGCAUCGGGUUCAAGGAGUUUGAGAAUGCCGAGGGGGAAGGGUACCCGGCCGGCUUCUCGGCACAGGGCUCCCCGGCGCCGGCAGCUCCGAGCGGACCUGACGUGUAUGUCCUGCCCCUCACCGAGGUCUCCCUGCCCAUGGCCAAGCAGCCAGGGCGGUCAGUUCAGCUGCUCAAGUCUGCAGACCUGGGCCGGCACAGCCUCCUGUACCUGGAGGAGAUUGGCCACGGCUGGUUCGGGAAGGUGUUCCUGGGGGAGGUGAACUCGGGCAUCAGCAGCACGCAGGUGGUAGUGAAGGAGCUGAAGGCCAGCGCCAGCGUGCAGGAGCAGGUGCAGUUCCUGGAGGAGGCACAGCCCUACAGGGCCCUGCAGCACAGCAACCUGCUCCAAUGCCUGGCCCAGUGCGCCGAGGUGACGCCCUACCUGCUGGUGCUGGAGUUCUGCCCCAUGGGGGACCUCAAGGGCUACCUGCGGAGCUGCCGGGUGGCAGAGUCCAUGGCGCCCGACCCCCUGACCCUGCAGCGCAUGGCCUGCGAGGUGGCCUGCGGCGUCCUGCACCUGCAUCGCAACAACUACGUGCACAGUGACCUGGCCCUGAGGAACUGCCUGCUCACGGCCGACCUGACGGUGAAGAUCGGCGACUACGGCCUGUCUCACGGCAAAUACAGGGAGGACUACUUCGUGACCGCUGACCAGCUGUGGGUGCCGCUGCGCUGGAUCGCGCCCGAGCUGGUGGACGAGGUGCACUGCAACCUGCUGGUGGUGGACCAGACCAAGGCCAGCAACGUGUGGUCCCUGGGCGUGACCAUCUGGGAGCUCUUUGAGCUGGGGGCACAGCCCUACCCCCACCACUCCGACCGGCAGGUGCUGGCCUACGCCGUCCGGGAGCAGCAGCUCAGGCUGCCCAAGCCCCAGCUGCAGCUGAACCUCGCCGACCGCUGGUACGAGGUGAUGCAGUUCUGCUGGCUGCAGCCGGAGCAGCGGCCCACAGCCGAGGAGGUGCACCUGCUGCUGUCCUACUUGUGCGCCAAGGGCGCCACGGAGGCAGAGGAGGAGUUCGAGCGGCGCUGGCGCUCACUACGGCCCGGUGGGGGCGGUGCGGGGCCCGGGGCGGUGGGCCUGACACUGGGGGGCGCCGGCGAGCUGGCCGCCACCUCAUCCUUCCCGCUGCUAGAGCAGUUUGCCGGCGACGGCUUCCACGGGGACGGCGACGACGUGCUGACCGUGACAGAGACGAGCCGCGGCCUCAACUUUGAGUACAAGUGGGAGGCAGGCCGCGGCACCGAGGCCUUCCCGCCGCCCGGGGGCGCACUGAGUCCGGGCGGCGCUGCGCGCUUGCAGGAGCUCUGCGCCCCCGACGGCGCACCCCCUGGCGUGGUGCCCGUGCUCAGCGCGCACAGCCCGUCGGUGGGCAGUGAGUACUUCAUCCGCCUGGAGGACCCGACGCCUGCCACGGGCCAUGACCCUGACUGCGCCGGCUGUGCCCCCAGCACCCACGCUGCGGCCCUGCGCCCCGACGGCAGCGACCACGAAGGUGACUCUGACGGCAGUGCCGCCGCCUCGCUGGCCAUGGAGCCGCUGCUGGGCCAUGCGCCCCCUGUUGGCGGCCCUUGGGGCCACUGCGACUACUACCCAUGCAGGAGCCAUGCCCGUGACCUGCCCUGCGCCUCGCGCUCACCCUCUCCGGGGACCUUGAUGCUGGCAGAGCCCCGAGUGGAGGAUACCGACUGGGGCGUGGGGGCCUUCUGCCCACCCUUCUUUGAGGACCCCCUGGGCACAUCCCCCUCAGGGAGCUCCGGGGGCCGGCUGUCCCCAGGUGGGGAGCAACCGGGGGAGGCCGAGGCACCCAGGGCUGCCCAGCACAGACACUGGAGCUCCAACGUGUCGGCCAACAACAACAGCGGCUGCCGAGCGCCGGAGCUCUGGGGCCCGGGCCGUGCAGGCAGCUACCUGGACUGCCGCUCCGGUGUGAGGCAGAUACUGUGGGCUGUCCCCGAGCUGGGCCGUCCCAUGGCCCCAGACAACCUCAGGGAGCCUCUCCUUGGGCCAAAGGGGGCCUCCUCUGCUCAGGAGCUGGGCCGCUGCCUUGGCCUGCCCCCUCUAUAUCCUGGUGAGGGCCUGGCACCUGCCCCCUGCCUCAUCACCUGCCCCUGGACAGAGGCAGCCGUAAGUAGGGGUGACAGCCCCCAGGCAGAGCCCAGGCUUGCAGAGGAGGCUGAAGGCUCUGCUGGACUCCAGCUGCCCCUUCCCUCCAUCCCAUCCCCAUCUCAAGAGGGAGCCCCACUUCCCGCCGAGGAGGCCAGUGCCCCGCCCACCCUGCCUGCCUCGCCCACCACCACCAGCAGCCAGGCGCCUGCCACUGAGCCAGCCCGGACCCUAGACAGUGACAGCAGCUCCCCUGAGCUGGAGGCGCCAGGCAGUGAAGAGGAGGACACGGCUCAGGCCACUUCCGGUGUCUUCACCGACUUGUCCAGCGACGGCCCACGGGCUGGGAAGCCGGACGUGACACCAGCCUUCUGCUCCCUGCAGAAGCAGGUGGGGACCCCCGACUCCCUGGACUCCCUGGACAUCCCAUCCUCAGCCAGCAAUGGUGGCGGUGAGGUCUUCAGCCCAUCAGUUGUGGGCACCCCUGGAGGUCAGCCCCGAGCCCCAGACAGCGGCUACGACACGGAGAACUACGAGUCCCCGGAGUUUGUACUCAAGGAGGCGCAUGAGCCCUGUGAGCCUGAGGCCUUUGGGGAGCUGGCCUCAGAAGGCGAGAGCCCCGGGCCCGAGACUCAGCUCCCCGCCUCUUUGGGUGGCCUCAGCGAGAAGACUCCCUACCGCGACUCUGCCUACUUCUCAGACCUGGACGCGGAGCCAGAGCCCCCCUUGGGCCCCGCGGAGAAGCGAGGGGGUGUCCCAGCCCCAGGGCCAGAGCCCCGCCUGGAGAGCCCGCAGGGCCCCAGGCCGCAGUCUGCACAGCCCUCCCCUGAGACUGAGGUGUCCGGGGAGGCGCAGGGCGCGGGCCCCGAGGAGGUGCCGCCACUGCCAUUGCCCAAGGCCUCUUCUCUGGAGCCAAGCGCCUGCCCUGCAGGCCCCGGGCUAGAGCCUCCUUGGCCCCAAGACCCAGCCCAGGUGCUGCCUGUGCCCAGCCCUGGGCAGUCUAAGAUUUUCCUGCUGACCCCAGUCCCAGCAAACUCAGAAGGCCACUGCCCUGAGCUCCAGGAAGCCCCGGGACUGCUGUCCGGGUCGGGCCUGCAGGAAAGGACAGGGGGCCCAGGUGUCCCCCGAACCCCACUCUGCUUGGCCCUGCCGGGAUUCCCCGCAGCUCCGGGGGGCCGGCGGGAGGAGGAGGAGGACAGCGAGGACAGCGACGAGUCGGACGAGGAGCUUCGCUGCUACAGCAUCCAGGAGCCAAGUGAGGAGAGCGAGGAGGAGGCACCGCCGGUCCCCGUGGUGGUGGCGGAGAGCCAGAGCGCUCGCAACCUGCGCAGCCUGCUCAAGAUGCCCAGCCUGCUGUCCGAGGCCUUCUGCGAGGACCUGGAGCGCAAGAAGAAAGCCGUGUCCUUUUUCGACGACGUCACGGUCUACCUCUUCGACCAGGAAAGCCCCACCCGGGAGCUCGGGGACCCCUUCCCCGGGGCCAAGGAGUCGCCCCCCGCGUUCCUGGCUGGCAGCCCGGGAUCCCCGAGCGCCCCCGGCCGACCGCGCCUGGUUGACCGCUCCCCAGACGGGUCCGUGGCGGAAGAGGGCAGAGGGUUCGAGUGGGACUCCGGCCUCCCGCCGUCGCUGGCCAUGGAGUCCGCCCCGCCUGCCGCGUCCCCCAAGCCGGCCACGCCGGGCCCUUUCUCACGCUUCGCCGUCUCGCCCGCGCCCGCCUCUCGCUUCUCCAUCACGCACGUUUCCGACUCGGAUGCCGACUCCUUGGGAGGUUUCAGAUGGGGAAACAGGAGCGCUUGGCCCCCCACCAGGCCUGCUUGCUCUGGCCACCUUGGUGCAUGGCCUCGCCUCCCUGGGGAGAUGCAGUGCCCUGCGCACAGCUGGCCCAGCACGCCGGGACCUAGGCUGAAUGCUGCCUGGCUCUCCUCUACCUCCUCCAAAGGCCCCAGUCCACUGAGUGCCCUGCUCUCUGAUGGCCCCCAAACCUGUGGCAGCCUCUCCCACAAGAACUUUCCCAGUGCCCACGGGUCUGCCGCAUCCACUCCGCCCUCCCCAGCACAUCUCAGACCUGAUGGCCCUUGCCCACAAGAGCUGGUGGUGGUAGUGGCUCAGGUGCUCAGGUGGGGCCCUACUCAGAGGCCUUAGCUUACUCUCCCUCCAAGCUCCACUCCUGUUAGCCUCAGACCAGGUGGGCUCUUUCCUACCCAGUUGCCCCUCUCCCUCAUUCUACUAGGUUUUCCUGAGAUGCUCCUGGCCAUCUUUUCCCCAGGCAGACCCAGCCCCUCCCCUCCCCUCCCCUCCCCUGCUGCCC
Camelus dromedarius (Arabian camel) is the source of this 8629-nucleotide messenger RNA. It is a transcript of the gene LMTK1, whose product is annotated as apoptosis associated tyrosine kinase. Bases 3772 to 8463 code for a protein of 1563 amino acids. Gene Ontology annotation, molecular function: ATP binding; protein tyrosine kinase activity. Gene Ontology annotation, biological process: peptidyl-tyrosine autophosphorylation; brain development. NCBI's taxonomy places the organism in Eukaryota, Metazoa, Chordata, Mammalia, Artiodactyla, Camelidae. The record is from RefSeq and is a predicted model, not a curated record. The transcript is spliced from 14 exons.